This is a messenger RNA of Rotaria sp. Silwood2, 903 nucleotides long. NCBI's taxonomy places the organism in Eukaryota, Metazoa, Rotifera, Eurotatoria, Philodinida, Philodinidae. The record is from the annotation of a GenBank genome assembly.
AUGACGAAAAAAUUCUCUUCUGAAUCAGCGGAUUGGAUUCCUGAAUCAUAUCCAACAACAUUUUCAUCAACAAUGCCAAAUUUUGAAGAAACUCCACCAUAUCGUGUCAAUCGUGAAGGUGUACAAAAUUAUGUUAAAAAUCGUGGAAGUUUAAAUAUUGGUGAUUGGGCUAUUGAAGGUCGAAGAAUGUCAACAACGACAUUACCAAUAAAUCAAGAAUCAAGUUUACCACAACCGAAAGUUUUAGGACCUGAUGCUUUACGAAAUUAUACAAAAAGUCGUUGUUCAACACCAAAUCUUAUUCAGGGAAAUUUUCAACCACCUGAUUCUAAUUAUGGUAUGCGUGUUAGAAAAGAAGGUCGUGCUAAUUAUGAAAAAAAUCAUAAUACAGAAAUGAAAACAUUAUUAGAAAAUUAUGGGAAAUUAUCUUUACCAAUACCACCUGUACCUCAUAUACAAGGCGAGCUAGCAACAAAUCUUUUUUAUUCACAUCAAGAAGGUCAAAUGGGUCCAAUAUUAAAUAAUUAUGGUCGUACUUCAGCUACACCAAGACCAGUGCCUCAUGUGAAAGGUUUUGAUGCUGAAGUUAAUCUUCAAAAAGGUCUUGGUGAUUCUCAAUUACUUCAACAUGGUAUUGAUCGGUAUAUACCGACUCCAGAACCGCAUGUCAAAGGUGAUCAAGCUUAUUCAAAUUAUGAUAAUGGUCAAGGUCAUCAUGUUAAUACUCUCUUUCAUCAAUAUGGUAAAUUACAACAAUCAGCUCGAGCACCACCUAAAGUUAAAUAUGAUGGCAUUGAAAAUUUACGAAAAGGCCAAGGUGAUGAUAUGCGAAAAACACUUUCACAAUGUCCACCAACAAAUCGUCAUAUGGAACGUCCACAAUCAGCAUCAUACUGGUCAUAA